AAAGCUGAGAUUUAUAUGAAAGCUUCCUUAUAUAAUGAAGAUUCUAAAUUGUUAAAAUCAUGGCCCCCGGGGGUCGGAUGGGGUCACAAUAGGGGGUCAAAGUUUUACAUACAAAUAUAUAGGAAAAAUCUUUAAAAAUCUUCUUCUCAAGAACCACUGAGCCAGAAAAGCUGAGAUUUAUAUGAAAGUUUCUUUAUAUAAUGCAGAUUCUAAAUUGUUAAAAUCAUGGCCCCCGGAGGUCGGAUGGGGCCACAAUAGGGGAUCAAAGUUUUACAUACAAAUGUAUAGGGAAAAUCUUUAAAACUCUUCUUCUCAAGAACCACUGAGCCAGAAAAGCUGAGAUUUAUAUGAAAGCUUCCUUAUAUAAUGCAGAUUCUGAAUUGUUAAAAUCAUGGCCCCCGGGGUCGGAUGGGGCCACAAUAGGGGGUCAAAGUUUUACAUACAAAUAUAUAGGAAAAAUCUUUAAAAAUCUUUUUCCCAAGAACCACUGAGCCAGAAAAGCUGAGAUUUAUAUGAAAGCUUCCUGAUAUAGUACAGAUUCUAAAUUGUUAAAAUCAUGGCCCCCGGGGAUCGGAUGGGGCCACAAUAGGGGGUCAAAAGGUAAAAAAAAAAUUCCUUUUUUUUUUCGUUUUUUUUUUUUUUUGAUAUAGUGCAGAUUCAAGUUUGUUAAAAUCAUGGACCCCGGGGAUUGGAUGGGGCCUCAAGGGGGGCAUCGAAGUUUUACAUACAAAUUUAUAGAAAAAAUCUUUUAAAAUCUUCUUCUCAAGAACCACUUAGCCAGAAAAGCUGAGGUUUAUAUGAAAGCUUCCUGAUAUAGUGCAGAUUCUAAAUUGUUAAGAUCAUGGCCCCCGGGGGUCGGAUGGGGCCACAAUAGGGGGUCAAAGUUUUACAUACAAAUAUAUAGGGAAAAUCUUUAAAAAUCUUUUUCCCAAGAACCACUAAGCCAGAAAAGCUGAGAUUUAUAUGAAAGCUUCCUGAUAUAGUACAGAUUCUAAAUUGUUAAAAUCAUGGCCCCCGGGGUCGGAUGGGGCCACAAUAGGGGGUCAAAAGGUCAACAAAAAAUUUUUUUUUUUUUUUUUUUUUUUUUUAUAUAGUGCAGAUUCAAGUUUGUUAAAAUCAUGGACCCCGGGGAUUGGAUGGGGCCUCAAGGGGGGCAUCAAAGUUUUACAUACAAAUUUAUAGGAAAAAUCUUUUAAAAUCUUCUUCUCAAGAACCACUUAGCCAGAAAAGCUGAGGUUUAUAUGAAAGCUUCCUGAUAUAGUGCAGAUUAUAAAUUGUUAAGAUCAUGGCCCCCGGGGGUCGGAUGGGGCCACAAUAGGGGGUCAAAGUUUUACAUACAAAUAUAUAGGAAAAAUCUUUAAAAAUCUUCUUCCCAGAACCACUAAACCAGAAAAGCUGAGAUUUAUAUGAAAGCUUUCUGAUAUAGUGCAGAUUCAGGUUUGUUAAAAUCAUGCCCCCCCCCCCCCCCCCCGGGGUAGGAUGGGGCCACAAUAGGGGAUCAAAGUUUUACAUACAAAUAUAUAGGGACAAUCUUUAAAAAUCUUCUUCUCAAGAACCAUUGGGCCAAAGAAGUUCACAUUUACAUGAAAGCUUUCUGACAUAGUGUAGAUUCAAGUUUGCAAAAACCAUGGCCUCCAGGGGAAGGUUUGGGGCCAUAAUAAGGACUACGGUUUUACAUGCAAAUAGAUAUGGAAAAUCUUCUGAUAUGGACCAAGGUGACUCAGGUGAGCGAUGUGGCCCAUGGGCCUCUUGUUAUAAUUCCGAUCGGGCUUGGCUCAAAUUUGAAAAAUCGUUAUAUUUCUGAAUUUUGAACAUUUCAUUUCAAUUUCUUUCUAAAAUGUAAUUCUCCGAUAUAUCUCUUUUUUUUUUUUUAAAUGGCAUGUUUUUUUUAAAGAAUUUAUCCAUAGAUUUAAAAAAUAUUAGCAAAAAAAAGUUUAGCCAUGUUUUCUUAGAUACUCAUAUUGUGCAUCAAAUCACUGCGAAAUUUGGACUCUAGAGUAUUUUAUUUGCAAACAAAGUACCACUUUUAUCAUUCCGGGAUAAAUCACCAAACAAUCAUAUCAAAUACUUGAGAGCUUGUAUCACUCUUUCGAUGGUGAAAUCAUACUUCAUAAGAGGUGUUUUAACGAGCUAUUAAAUAAAAUUUUGGUGUAAUGAACUACCUUAAAGAAGGUUUUCCAGUCCUGAGCUUAUAUAUGAAUGGUGUUUUUAAAGAUUUUGUUGAAAAAAUGAAUUCACCCGUAACACAGAUUUCUGCUUUAUAAAAAGCAGUAGCCGCACCUAUGAUUAUCAAGAAAUUGCAUGUUAUCGACGCUGCAUUAAGGGACAUACAUUUUGUAAAGAAAAUAAGCACAAAGUAACAGUUAAUAAAAUUGUCUUUUAGAGAUAUUGAAAAGACAAACUAUUUUCAAACCACUUAUUUAUUUGCGUUAUUGCUCAUGUCAGUCAUCUUUCUGAGCCGGAGACGGAGGAAGUCCGAACGCGAUUGAACGAGUUACGUCUGGCAUCAUAAGGGAACGACAUCAAACGUCAACAGUGCAAGGUUUUCUGUGUUUUAUCAGUAAUUUUAAAAUCAUAUUGCAUAUUGCCGUCGGCUGAUCGAAUAACAGGUAUAAUCCUUCUGCUAUCCAAGAAAGUAUAUAAAGGUAAAACGAGUGGAUCUUCAGUAGCUUCACAGGCAAAGGUAAGAAACGCAAUACAUGUACCUACACAUGUAUCAAGGAUCUGGACGCCUAGUUGCUUCGAUUAAUGCUAUUUUACAGUCAACUUCAAUCAUAAUUACUGCAAAAAAAUUCAAGUGCAUACUUGCUAAUAUUUACUUUUUUUUAAAAAGGAGAUUCAAGUACCAAGCUCCGAAGAUGAAAUUCCAAAUCGCGAUUGUUGCUUGUUUUAUGACUGUCUGUCUUCAGAAUGCCAUGGCUCAAGUCUACGGAGGUGGUACCUGUGCCUUUUCCACUAGCGGUGUAGCUGCUUGUACCAGUACAGCCAACGGCUUCUGCGCGCUCGACACCAUCGUAGUCACCGGUAGUCCAGUUACUGCUGUAACUACUACCGGAAAAUGUGUCUGCUACGCGGGAUACAGCGGAACCUUAUGCGGAACAUAUACCUCAACCACUACCGCCUCCACCAACAACGCUCUAGGGGUUCUCGCCGUCGGCGCUCUGGCAGCUUACUUCCUGUCCGGAGCUGGAAACGCCGGAUCUUCCACCGGAUUAGGCGGAAACGGAGAUCUCACGGGCACCGAUCUGUUGUACCUUCAGCAAGCCCAGCAGAUCCAAGGUUAAGCUGGUGUUGCGUUACUAGUGGCCAUGGUCCUUGCCUUUCCUGACAUCUUCCACCCAAAUCUGAAAUCGAAACAUAUUACAGUCAUUUAAACUGAAAGCAAACAGAUUUGUCGAUUAUAGGUAACUUUCUGUAUCUUUGAAAUGUGUCCGGCUUUGAAAUUAAUGUCGAAUAUUUUACAUGAUGCUAGUAUUUGUAUUUGCAAGAUAUUGGUUCACUUUGCAUAUCAGUGCUGUAUGUGUAAACAAUGUACAUUAAUUUCAUUGUUCUAUUCUGCGCAUAAGAAAAGGUGUGUCUCCUAUGUGAAUAACAAUAUUGUUGAAUAAAAUUAAUAAUUAAUUACCAA
Messenger RNA from Ostrea edulis (European flat oyster), 3628 nucleotides. RefSeq lists its product as uncharacterized. The transcript is spliced from 3 exons. The record is from RefSeq and is a predicted model, not a curated record. NCBI's taxonomy places the organism in Eukaryota, Metazoa, Mollusca, Bivalvia, Ostreida, Ostreidae. The coding region runs from base 2700 to 3284 and encodes 194 amino acids.